AUGGCGAUCCGGUCAGAAGUAGAACAUUGGGACAUUGUCAUUGUCGGUGCCGGCAUUGCUGGACUGGCUUCCGCAAUCGCCCUUCGUCAAAAUGGCCGCAGCAUCCUCGUCCUCGAGAAAUCAAGCAUGAACAAAGAAGUCGGUGCACUCAUCUCCCUUCAGCCCAAUGCUUCCAAAAUCGUCGAUGGCUGGAACAUGUCACCCUUUCUCUCCGAAAAGAAACCAAUGGUCGAUGAAGCUUUCCGCCUUCUCAACGUCAAGGGAGAACUCCAAGUUGAGAUGAAACUCAACACUUCACAAUUCGGUGCCGAUAGAAUGCUGUACCAUCGUCAAGAUCUGCAUGAUGCGCUGAGACAGGCGGCUACGUCAAAGGAAAUGCCCGGCGAGCCUGCCGUCAUCCGCACUUCCUCUGGUGUCACUGGUUGUGAUUGCGACUCUGGAAUUGUCUAUCUCAGCAAUGGAAGCUCGGUCCGUGGAAGCGUUAUUGUCGGAGCAGAUGGCAUUCGCAGUGCAAUCAGAGAUGAAGUCAUCAAGGGCUCAAAGAGCGAAGGAUCAAAAGCCAUCCCCACCGGCCUCUCAGCAUACCGCGUUCUUGUCGAAACAGACAAACUACCUAAACUCGAUGUCUCAGAAGACGUGUUUGAUCUCAAGCGCUCAGCAACCACCAUGAUAGUCGGUCAUGACAAGCGAGUCAUCAUGGGCCCCGGUAGAGGAGGCGAGAUGUUCGGUCUUGUCUGUCUUGUACCUGAUCCCAACCCCGAAGGCGAAGGCACAUCAUGGAAUAACCCAGCUCCACUGGAAGAAGUACUCGAUGCAUUCCAAGCUUUCCCGCAAUGGGUUCGCGACAUCAUAUCUCAUGCCCCCGAAGCGGCACUUUGGCAACUCAGGGACAUCGAUCCCCUGACAACAUGGACAAAAGGACGCGCCAUCAUCAUCGGUGACGCAGCUCAUGCCAUGUUACCCACACAAGGACAAGGCGCGAGUCAAAGCAUCGAGGAUGCUGAAGCUCUACAGGCUUUCCUCUCCACCAUUGACUCAAAGUCAUCCGCCGAUGAUAUCCACGAGCAGCUCCUCGCCAUCGUCAACGCGAGAUACGAGAGAGCGUCGUUGAUCCAGGCAUACAGCAGGCUCCAGGCAAAGCCAGCGGCGUCACAGGACAACAAGACUGUUCAACUCAACCCACAAGAGUUCAUGCAGUACAACUGCAAUUACUCGGGAGCGAAGGAUUGGGUCAAGAGACAACGGGAUGCGGAGGAGUUGGCGUAUAAGCAGACUGCGGCUAGGGCUUAG
Aureobasidium namibiae CBS 147.97 is the source of this 1290-nucleotide messenger RNA. Its product is annotated as monooxygenase. Gene Ontology annotation, molecular function: FAD binding; monooxygenase activity. The transcript has 2 exons. Bases 1 to 1290 code for a protein of 429 amino acids. Lineage: Eukaryota; Fungi; Ascomycota; Dothideomycetes; Dothideales; Saccotheciaceae. The record is from RefSeq and is a predicted model, not a curated record.